Aphanomyces invadans is the source of this 1578-nucleotide messenger RNA. RefSeq lists its product as hypothetical. Lineage: Eukaryota; Oomycota; Saprolegniomycetes; Saprolegniales; Verrucalvaceae. Gene Ontology annotation, molecular function: ATP binding; inositol-1,3,4,5,6-pentakisphosphate 2-kinase activity. Gene Ontology annotation, biological process: inositol phosphate biosynthetic process. The transcript has a single exon. The record is from RefSeq and is a predicted model, not a curated record. Gene Ontology annotation, cellular component: nucleus. Bases 37 to 1413 code for a protein of 458 amino acids.
UGGCGGCAAGCUGCGCGUCCACGGCGUGCGGACAGUAUGUUACUCUCACAUCCCCGCGGAGCCGCAAGCGCUGCGUUGUCUGCGUCGUCUCAAGGAGCGACCAAAUGUCCGUCGCAAGACUGGUUGGGGACUGCCGUGCCAGCGGAAUGGGCAUAUAUUGCUGAAGGGGGCGCCAAUGUAAUCUUUCGGUAUGCCGGUUCGUCGGAAUCGUUGGCUGGGUGGGUCAUGCGGGUGCGCAAACGAGGAGUGCAUGGCGCCCAUCCAAAGGACAUUGUCGACUUUGCUGAACAAAACAUUCCAUCAGGCUCGCGUGACGCGUACGUCCAAGUGGCGCGCGCGGCAAAAGUAGCACUGGAGUUCCUCGUUGGGUUGAAUGCGUUGCUCGAAUCCGCACACCGACCAACUCACCGCCGCGACACACCGCUGGACACGACACUGAUGUGGGUGUUGCUCUUACCAGACGUGACGUCUCCAGAGGUUGCGUCGCUGUGCAUCGAACUCAAACCCAAAAAUUCCAUUCUGCCGUCCACACCACACGUCCACCCCAUCAAGCGGUCGGUGUGCCGCUUCUGCAUGCACCAGCACUUGAAGCAGGCUCAAGGCAAGCUCUCUCAAUCGAGCCAGUACUGUCCAUUGGAUCUGUUUUCGAACGACAGGGGUCGCAUUGCUCGCGCACUGGCGUCCUUGACUGCCACGCCUCAGAAUAACCUGCGCGUGUUUUCAGCAGUCGCAACUCAAGGCGUUCUCUCAACGGACCAAGUCAUUCAAGCCCGUCGAAUGGACCUGCUUGUCGAGAUCCUACACUCUCAUGUGGGGCUGCUCGACGAUCUGAAAACCAUGCACGCGAAGGACGCCCUCGACGUCGAAGGCAUGUUUGCGUUGACGCAACUGCACGACGUGCUCGUGCCGCCCAUGGCACAUGCUUCCACUCUCACGACUUCGUCUGGGACGGAUCAGUUCGCGGCAAAGGAUUCCUUGCCCUUGAGGGAUGUUGUCGCAACGUUGUCAAGCGACAUGCAGCGUCAACUCGACAUGCACUUGCCCCACGCGAUCUCGACCAAGCUCGGAUGCUUUCGAGAGGACUGGACGGCGCUGUCGGUGGGGGAAUUCCUGAACCUCUACCGCGCGCUCCUCGACGACUUCUUUGUCGCCACAACGUUCAAGGACUGCUCUGUCUUUCUAUCUCUUCGACCCAUCUCGACCGCCACCUCAACUCCCCGUCACGCGCCGUUCCCUGGCGCGUGGCCGAUGCCUCGACACACCAUAUCGUGGGAGGGCGAGACCUAUGAAUUGGUCGUAGCAAUUGUCGACUUGGACAUCAAGUCGUACAAGCCCGUGGCUGCCUAUUUCCAUCUCGACCACACGAUUGUGGAAGCGUACGCGGUGCAUGUCGGCCAUUCGUCGUUGCAAUAACGAUAGCUUGACCACCCCCAUCGCUGCUGCUCUAACGAGAAGGCCGACGUCGCCCCGGCGAAACAACGCGCAGCGCUCUCACAUCUCCUCCACACGCUGUGGGUCCGACGACUCGAUAGCAAUAGGACGAUGAUUGAGUUGGGACAGACGUGUCGAGGUGCCGAC